Molecule: messenger RNA, 1324 nt
Organism: Lolium rigidum
Lineage: Eukaryota; Viridiplantae; Streptophyta; Magnoliopsida; Poales; Poaceae
Product: peroxidase 12-like
Exons: 1
Coding region: 48-1112 (354 amino acids)
Biological process (GO): hydrogen peroxide catabolic process; response to oxidative stress
Molecular function (GO): peroxidase activity; heme binding
Source: RefSeq, a predicted model, not a curated record
CCCUACACCCUAGCUUACUCUUAGCUAGCUAGAGAUCGACGACGGCCAUGGCUUCCACCAGAGCGGCAGCCAUCAUCCUGGUGGCCAUGAUCUGCGGCACCAUGCACUACCACCCCGCGGCCGCCAUGAAGGUGGACACAACCGGCGUGGCGGUGGCCGACGGCCUCUCCUUGGGCUUCUACCAGGACACAUGCCCUUUCGUGGAGCACAUCGUGGAGUUCUUGGUGGGCGAGGCCUUCAAGAAGGACGUCGGCAUCGCCCCGGCGCUCAUCCGCAUCUUCUUCCACGACUGCUUCCCGCAGGGCUGCGACGCGUCGGUGCUCCUCAACGGCACGGCCAGCGAGCAGAUCCAGCCCCCGAACCAGACGCUGCGCCCGACGGCGCUCAAGCUCAUCGAGGACAUCCGCGCCGCCGUCCACUCCGCGUGCGGGCCCGUCGUCUCCUGCGCCGACAUCCUCGCCCUCGCCACCCGCGACUCCCUCGUGGACGCCGGCGGUCCCAGCUACGACGUGGCGCUAGGCCGGCGCGACGCGCUCGCCCCGGCGGUGCCAGAUAUCACCAACACACUCCCGGCGCCCUUCUUCACCGUGCCCCAGCUCAUCAAGUCCUUCGGCGACCGCGGUCUCAACGUGACCGACCUCGUCGCGCUCUCCGGCGCGCACUCCUUCGGCGUCGCCCACUGCCCCGCCUUCGAGGACCGCUUCAAGAAUGGCACCGACACCAACCCACCCAUCGACCCUAAGUUCGCCGCGACGCUCAAGGCCAAGUGCGCCGGCGACAACCCCGUCGGCACCCUCACCCAGAAGCUUGACGUGCGGACCCCGGACAAGUUCGACAACAAGUACUACUUCGACCUGGUCGCCAGCCAAGGGCUGUUCAAGUCCGACCAGGCGCUCAUCCUCCACUCGGCCACCAACCGCACUGCCGUCCGGUUCUCGCUCAACGAGGGAGCCUUCUUCACCCAGUUCGCCAUUUCCAUGGUCAAGAUGAGCCAGAUGGACGUGCUCACCGGCACCCAGGGCGAGAUCCGGAACAACUGCGCCGUCCCCAACAAGCGCGUCGGCAUCGAGACCGCCGCCGGCAACAACGAAGGCCUCACCGCCGAGAUGUAAGAGAUAGAGGGAUCGAGGAUGUGGUGUUCUUCAAUCGUCAGUGGACUGGGGUUUAGUUGAUGCUUUCUCUGUAAGUGUGCUUUCUAGGUUAAUAAGACGAGUGACUAAUCAAUAUGCAUAUGCUUCCUACGGUAUCCAGGAUCGAGGUUCCAUCUGGAUACAAAUAUAUAUGAUCAUCAGUAGUAGAAUCGUAAGACCAGGAAAGCUUACCA